Molecule: messenger RNA, 333 nt
Organism: Aspergillus glaucus CBS 516.65
Lineage: Eukaryota; Fungi; Ascomycota; Eurotiomycetes; Eurotiales; Aspergillaceae
Exons: 1
Coding region: 1-333 (110 amino acids)
Source: RefSeq, a predicted model, not a curated record
AUGGCCCCUGAGGAUGAAUUCCUGCUUGAUGGGUAUGAAUACGUUGAUCAUUCCUCUGACCUGGUGUUGAGGCCUAGAGAACAGGGCGAGGGCCAUUAUAACAAAUGGUAUCUACCGGCAACGAUCACGAUGUGGUUGGACGGGGCGCAAGAAAAGGCUAGAGAAGGUGGUGGGAAGGAGGCUGUUUUGGUUUAUGUGGAUGAGAAACGGGUACGGAUGGGUCCGCCGAAGGAGGAGUAUGUUGGGAGGAUGAAUCGGGCGAUUCGGGAGGCGGAGGAGUUGGAGGUGGAUAGGGUUUGGGUGGGGGGGUUUUAUGAGGAGGUUUAUUCCUGA